Molecule: messenger RNA, 5868 nt
Organism: Leptidea sinapis
Lineage: Eukaryota; Metazoa; Arthropoda; Insecta; Lepidoptera; Pieridae
Exons: 4
Coding region: 1324-2652 (442 amino acids)
Source: RefSeq, a predicted model, not a curated record
UAAUUAAUAGCCUGGGCAAGGGAAGGGCGCUGGUGUGAAAAGCGACUUGCGAUGACGCUUUGGAUGCACAUCCAAAAUUACUGUAGUUGAUACUUAGGAGGCUGCUUCAACUGAAGACAGCAAAUGUCGCAAAUAUGUGUGACUUAUAUAUUAUAUUGGGGACAGUCAAAGAAAAUGUGAUCAAGAGUUUGGAUGGAUAAAUUACAGAAUUGACAAGUUGGAGAAUCUAAAACACCGAUCAUAAAUAGAUGAGCACCAAUACGAGAAUGUCCCAGACGUAACCGACAAAUUGUGGUGUAAAAUUUUCUGUGGACAUUUAAGGAUAGAAGAAUUGAUGAUAAUUGUUCUAAAUCAACAUUAUUAAAUGCUCCUACAACAUCCAAAAAAACACCAGCCAAUAUCUUAUUGUCAAUCUGGGCACUAUGGAUGUCAAGACAUAAAUGCCGUAUAACUCUCACAAGCAGAACGACCACAUCAAAAUCCAAAUUAAUUAUUAGAUUACUGUGUGGAGGAAUGUUGGAUGGAAUUGAAGAAGAUUCAGUUUCCGACACUACCAUGGAAAAUUUUGUGAUUGUAGGCAAGUGAUAGCUGCCCAAAGAGUCCUGAUGAACUUGCCAUUCACAGCACAGGAAUAAUGAAGAUGAUACUAUUGUUAGAUUUGGUCUCCAAAAAUUAGUACCCACUAUAGUUGGUUGAUCAUUAUUUAAGAGCAUUAAGUCAUUAUCGUCCAUUACAUCCAUGAUGUCUCUACCUCUAGAAUUGGUUCUAUUACAACCCCAAAUGGUAUGGUGAGCAUUAAAAUCACCAGCAAUUAUUAGUGGUUUUGGAAUAUUAUGCAACAGUCUAUUAAAUUUAGAUUUGUCAAAGUUAGGUACACUGUUGCCAGGACUAUAAAAGCUAACAAUUGAGAUGUCUUUUUUCGUCUUCUCAGCCCCUGCGCCGAGCAGACUACUACACGCGCCUGUGCUCACGCCCCGCUACGCCGCCAAGCUACGCCCAGUGCUACGCUACGUGUGGUACAGUUCGACUGGUUAAGUCGAAUUCGUUCCGGCCCGCAGCUUGUUUACAGCAAUUUUUAUUGUAGUAAGUGAGUUGCGUGUCAUCGCGGUUGAAAUGAAGGAUACCUAACGGUGACAACUAACUCGGCUAAUGUUGACCCGGUGCGUUUCUCAGACCUCCUGACCUGAGAGAAACCGGACGACCCGAUCCCAUUGCACUUGGGCUUAUCCCAAGGGUGACGGUUCGCGGCUAUAACCAUUAGGGAUAGCCGCGCCACUUCCAACCCCCGUUGCUCUCUGCCCUCGGCGGGGAGGCUUCAUCAGCAUGGCUCUAUCAGCGGACCAUGUCAACGCCGUUGUAGUCCAGAUUGUGGCUUUGCUUAAAGCCGCAAAUCUCCAUUUCGACCAGUCACGAGUCGAUAGCCUCUCCUCCGUAUUCAACACUCCAAGUCGGCCCCUUGCUGACUCCCCCGCGUCCCCCGAUGAGCCCUCCGCUCACAAAACUACUCCCGAGGACAUGGAGUUCUCCGACUCCGCCUCCUGCGGCCGAAAGCGGCCAGUCCAGUCCUCCUCUGAGGACUCUGACAACGGAACUGUCACUGGCUCCGUUGUCAACACCUCCCGACUUCCCUCUGGAGAACCUUUCCAACUGGUUCAAUCCAGGAAGAAGCGCCAGUCCAAGCGCUCAGCCACCUCCACGGAUAACGUACUCUCCGCCCCAACCCCUGUCCCUCUAAUGUCUCUCGACAUUAGCUUGCCCGAGGUCUCUAUCACCUCAUCUAUGAAGCCAGCCACGCGCUGCACGCCUGUCCUCCCUGCAAAUAAGCCCCCACCGCCUAUCUUCAUCCGAGACAAGGCAAAGUGGACUUAUGUUGCACAGCUCUGCGCCGACAAAAAGGUGCAAUACACCCGAGCUACCAACACGGGUGAAGCCAUCCGCGUAGUCGUCCCGACUACGGAGGACUUCCGAGUCCUCACUCGCCUCCUCACUCAUAAGAGUGUCGCAUACCACACUUAUGCGCUUCCGGAAGAGCGCAAAGUGAAAGCCAUUCUACGUGGCGUCCCUUAUGAGCUCCCCAGUGAGGUCAUCCUGGAGGACCUGACCAUGCAAGGGUUCAAGGCCGAGGCUGUACACAAAAUGUACAGCCGAUCCGGCAAGAAAUACCCUCUGGCUCUGGUUAUCCUAACCAAUGUCCCCGAGUCGAGGGAAAUUUUCAAGAGAGAGCUCAUCGUAUGUGGGCUCUCAAACAUCCGAGUAGAAGCUCCACACAGACGGGGCUUCCCAGGGCAGUGCCAUCGCUGCCAGCUUUAUGGCCACGCAGCUGCAAACUGCUCAGCCCCGCCUAGGUGCGUCAAGUGCCUAGAGCCUCACACAACCAAGGAGUGUUUGCGUCCCGCUUGCGUCCUUUGUGGGCAGGAAGGACAUCCCGCGAACUACCGCGGAUGUCCCCGCGCCCCUCGUCACUCAACAACGAAGACUGCUAGGAAGCAGUCUUCAAAACCAGGGCCACCUCCGGCCACUGGCGCGAACUUUCCUCAACUGAGGAACAGGACAACCGGGCCUUUACUCUCCACUUCUUGGGAGAAGCAGCCCCGGUCUAAAGUCCGGCCCAGACAUCUAAUGUCAAUUCCCGCCCCGUGCAAGUCACCCUGAGUGGCCGCAGAUGGGCAACACCUCCUCAACCAGACUCUGGAGUGCAUAACCCCCCUGAGUUUCUUGACGAAUGGAGAAUUCGACAUUAAAUAAUUCAACAUUCUAGCCAACAAAUUCAAAACAGCUAGGUCUCCACAUGAGCGCCUUAUUGCGAUGAUAGCGCACCAAGACUUGGUGAAUUCUAUGUACUAAUGUCCCAAUCGCGUAACGCUUCAUCACAGAACAUGGGGCGAGUGAAGCCUCAGGGCGUAUCACUUGUCUGAUUCAAUACGCGCGGCCUGCGCACCAACCUCCCAGAGAUUAAGGAAUUUGUUCGCAAUAAGGACGUCGACCUAUUGCUUAUCCAAGAAACAUUCUUUAAACCCGACGCUUCAAAGGGAUUAUCGAUCCCUUCCUACUCUCUUGUACACAAUGGCAGAGCCGACGACCGUCGUGGCGGACCGUCUCAAGAUACCUCUCCAGAGCGACCUUGAGACUCUUCUCUCACUAGGUGACUCAGUCAUCUUGUUUGGAGAUUUCAACUCCAAACACACUGACUGGUAGUGUCUAUCCACAAACGGGAAUGGCAUCAAGCUCCGCCGUCUAAUUAGGUCUAUGGACUUAGACGUCCUAAGUCCCACCUCUCCAACACACUACCCGGAUAACGUAGCACACUCUCCCGAUAUUUUAGACAUCGCCUUGGUCAAGGGUGUCGCUCUUAAUUUAAGGGCGAUUGAACCACUCGAUGACCUGGGCUCCGACCAUCGUCCAGUCUCCCUCAAGCUCGGGCCCCAUGCCCCCACCCCUACCACCACUCACCCUAAAACCCUCACCAACUGGGAGGGUUAUAGGGAGUCUCUUGCAUCAACUUUUGAUGCCCCCAAUUCACCAUAUGCAAUCUCGUCCAACUAUUUCGACAGUACGGAUAAGAUUGACAUCACGGUAAAAGCACUUACUCAAACAGUGCAUUCCGCUCUCCAUGACAACGAGCGGGUGGUUAAGGUUAACACCCAUAAGCUCCCGCUUGAUGUCAUGAACCUCAUUAGAGCCAAGAAUGCAGCUCUCAGAAGAGCCGCCAAGUACCCAACGCCCAACUAUAAGGUCACGCGCUAACUUCCUCCAGAGCCAAGUUAGGUUACGUCUCUCCGAAUUGAGGAAUUCCAAUUGGUAUUCACUCAUGGAGAACAUUUCCCCUUCACACCAGGCGUAUUACAAAGUGGCGAAAGCCCUUCGUACUGACGCAAUAUUCCACACUCCGCCUUUGAUACGCCCCGACGGCAGUACAGCUUUCGAGGACAGGGAUAAAGCGGAGUGUUUUGCUGAAAGCAUUGCUUCACAAUGCUCACCCAGCACUUCUUCUUUUGAACCCCUCCACGUAGCGUCGGUGGAGAAUGAGGUCAGCCGUCUGAACUCAAUACCUCUCACCGACGAUCCCAUUCCAACUACUGUAGAGGAGGUUAAAUCUAUCAUCCGUGGAUUAAAACCUGGCAAAGCUCCAGGAGCCGACGGUAUUUCCAACCUGGCGCUCAAACACUUCCCCGAGCAGGUGAUCUUCUUUCUUGUCCUCCUCUUCAACGCCUGCCUCGACCACUGCUUCUUUCCAACCGCUUGGAGUCCAACUCUCUCUCUUCGCUGACGAUACCGCUCUCUACGUCCAGUCCCAACAGAUAUCUUCAGUCCUCUCCAGGCUCCAACGCUCAGUUAAUGAGCUAGGUGACUGGUUUAGGAAAUGGCGUAUUGAGGUCAACCCGGAUAAAAGCUCCACAGUCCGUUUUGAUUUUAAGCGCAGACGCUUCUGCCGGGAUCGACCCAUUCAUCUAUUAGGCUCCCCUAUCCCCUUCAGGUCCACAGCCAAGUACUUGGAUGUGACCCUCGACUCCCAAUUCACCUUCAGGCCUCACGUCCAGAAGGUGACCGGAACCGCCCGCUUCUAUCUGUACCGCCUAAACAGUAUGUUAGGUAGGCACAGUAAAAUGUCUUUUAGGAACAAGCGAACACUCUUCAAGGUUUGCAUUCGACCGGUUAUGACUUACACCGCUCCAGUUUUCGCUCAUGCGAAACCCAAUAUUAUAGAUAAACUCCAAACAGUCCAAUCCAUUUUCUGCCGUAAGGCUGUCAAUGCCCACUGGUGCGUUAGAAACGCAGACCUUCACCGGGACUUAGAGCUCCCCACCAUCCAACAAAACCUAAAGUGCUUGUCUGAAACUUUCUUUAAGUCCUCAGACAAUCACCCAAAUCCCCUGAUUAAGGAGGCAGCGGAUUAUACCCCCCCCCCCCCCCCCCCCCUCCUUCACUUUAUCAAGUCAGGAGGCCCAGACACGCCCUCUCCGAUCCCCCUAACAAACUCUCGUCUGACCUGGAACGCCUCUUGGCAUCCGGGGAUAAUCAGACGCAUUUAGAUUCACCUCUACUUUGUGAUCAUCCUUCUGAUGUCACUAGUCCCAAUUAGAUAGCACCUUCUGUGCAAUAUCCCAGCGGAAACUCCAUAGGGAGUGCCGCUAGCGCCUCUCUCUCCCGAAGAGAAGGUCGCCUUCGAUGUAGGCUUAGAGGGCACCUGCCCAAAGCCAACUGCAGGUGGUGUUUAGUGGGUUUCACGUGAGUCCCACAUAACCAACGCAGACUUAGGCUGCGUUGGUAUGCAUGAGCAUUCACCACCUCCCUCCCGUCGGGUAGCCCAUUCCCUUGCUUGGGCGCAAAAAUGUAUUUUUGUUUGUAUUUAAUUUUGAUUGCUACAUUUUGCAAGGAGUUCUCAGAAAAUGUUUCUAACUUUUGAAAAUAAAUGCCAUUUCUAACAAAAAUUGCUACACCAUUGUGAUCAUUACCACAAUCAUUUCUUAGUAUUGUAUAACCUCUGAUAGAAAACUGUAUAUUUGGUUUAAGCCAAAAUUCUGAUAUAAGGGCUAUGUGUAUGUCCUGCUCAUAAAGGUUUUGAAGCUCAAGUCUGUUACUCAACAGACUUUGAGCAUUCCACUGUACUAUGUUAAGUUUGUGACAGUUGAAUGUGACGUUUUAUUUUUAAUUUCUAUGGUAUCUCUAAUAGCUGAACUAAUUGCGUGUGAGCUAAUGCUUUGAUUCUGUGUUUUAUUUAGUGUAAUGACUUUUAUUAUUGAUUCUGUGAUUAGGUUCAUUGCUGCUGGAUUGGAUAAAAUUAAAUUAAUGAUGUCUUGUGUGUUCUCUGUCUUAUUGAGUGAUGGAAAGUUUGUUGGAUGUUUAAAUAAAUCUGAUAAUGGUGUUUUA